CACUGAUACACAUACUCCAUCCAGAGGUUAACAGAUCCGAUGCUGCUCACAAAGUAGAGAAACGGUUAGAAUGGGAUAAUGGGAACCAAUCUUAGGAACGGCAUCUUCCUUCCAUUCAAUUUAACGCUAACUCUUAAAAAUCUAUCUCCCUCACAACUCUUGAACGAAGAUUCAUUCAAAAACUAUCGAAAACGAAGCCUUCUCUUCAGGGAGUCGUGAUAUGCUGGUUUAGGUUUUUGGUUUUUUGUUAUUAAGGGUUUUCUACUGGAAUAGAGAUGUCGUUUGAUCUUCUUUUGAAGCCGACAUGCAGUGGCUGUGGUUCAACGAAUGAUCUUUAUGGGAGUAACUGUAAGCAUAUGACUCUCUGCUUGUCCUGUGGAAAAGCAAUGGCGGAGAAUCGUGGGAAAUGUAUCGAAUGUGGCGUUACAUUGACACGAUUAAUUCGGGAGUAUAAUGUUCGGGCUAGUUCUGCAAGUGAUAAAAAUUACUUCAUUGCUAGAUUUAUCACAGGGGUUCCCAAUUUUUCAAAGAAUAAAAAUGCUGAUAAUAAAUGGUCUCUCCAAAAAGAAGGACUUCAAGGGCGCCAAGUUACAGAUGCUUUACGGGAGAAGUACAAGAAUAAGCCUUGGCUUUUGGAGGAUGAGACUGGCCAAUUUCAGUAUCAUGGCCAGCUUGAGGGUGCAAACUCCACAAUUUAUUAUCUGCUCAUGUUGCAAGGAAAGGAGUUUGUUGCUAUUCCUGCUGGUUCUUGGUACAACUUUAACAAAGUUGCUCAAUACAAACAACUUACCUUGGAAGAAGCUGAAGAGAAGAUGAAAAAUAGGAGGAAAACUGCAGAUGGAUACCAAAGGUGGAUGAUGAAAGCAGCAAAUAAUGGACCUGCUGCCUUUGGUGAAGGGGAAAAAUUUGAUGACAAGGAAGGUGGUGGGGCUACUGGACGGGGGCGUAGGAAACCAUCUGGUGAGGAGGAUGAAGGAAAUGUCUCGGACAAGGGAAAGGAGGAUGAGGAAGAAGAGGAGGCAAGGAAAAAUAGACUUGGACUUGGAAAAAAAGGUGGUGAUGAUGAUGAAGAAGGUCUUAGAGGAGGUGAUCUUGAUUUGGAUGAUGAUGAUAUUGAGAAGGGUGAUGAUUGGGAGCAUGAAGAAAUAUUCACUGAUGAUGAUGAGGCAGUGGGUAACGACCCUGAGGAAAGGGAAGAUUUGGCUCCUGAAGUUCCUGCUCCUCCAGAAAUCAAACAGGAUGAAGAGGAUGAGGAUGAAGCUAGUGAAGAGGAGGGUGGUCUGAGCAAAUCGGGAAAGGAGCUACAGAAGCUGCUUGGGCGAGCCAAUGGGAUGAAUGAUUCAGAAGGUGAAGAUGAUGAUGAUGAUGAUGAUGUGGAAGAUGACAUUGGCCUUUCCCCAGUACUGGUUCCAAAACAGAAGGAUGCACCAAAAGACGAACCAGCUGAGAUCAGCCCCUCAAAAACAGGAACAUCAGGUUCUGCACGAGGAACCCCUUCUGCAUCGAAGUCGGCAAAGUCAAAAAGGAAAUCAGGUGGGGAUGAUGCAAAGGUUGCUAAUGGAGCUCCUGUAAAGAAAGGGAGAUUUGAUAAUGAGUCAAAACCAUCUGUGAAGGAUGAGCCGCUCUCCACUCCCAAGAGUAGCACACCUAUUAAAGGUUCAGCAUCAUCUGAAAAAGUUGAACCAACACCAUCGACUGGCCCUGUUACUGAGGACGAAAUCAGGGCUAUAUUGCUGCAAAUGGCGCCAGUUACAACACAGGAACUGGUUGCUCAGUUUAAAGCAAGACUAAAAUCGAAGGAGGACAAGACAGCUUUUGCGGAAAUCCUAAGGCGAAUUUCUAAGAUACACAAGACUAAUGGUCCCAACUACGUUGUGUUGAGAGAGAAAUGAUAAUUACACCACACGCUUCAGCUUUUCUGAUGGGCUUAACCCUGCUGCUUUUGCUUUGGUACAACAUGACUCCACAUAUUAGGGGUAGAUGCCAACUCGGGUGUUGCCAUAUUUUCUGCUAGGCAAGGUAGGGAAUACUGAAGUAUGUAGAUGAGGGUUCUUGUUUAUUCGAGGUCUUUUAGACUCUGAAAGGUUAGGUUUGGUUAGUCCAGAGACUACACUUUAUAUUCUGGUGGAUCAUAAGAAUAGGAUUCUUCAAUUGUCUUGUGUUUGUGUUCUUUGCCAUCGUAAUGUAUGCUUGCAAGCUAUUUGUAUUCUCAGCUAA
Macadamia integrifolia is the source of this 2217-nucleotide messenger RNA. Its product is annotated as transcription initiation factor IIF subunit alpha-like. The coding region runs from base 276 to 1892 and encodes 538 amino acids. The transcript has 10 exons. NCBI's taxonomy places the organism in Eukaryota, Viridiplantae, Streptophyta, Magnoliopsida, Proteales, Proteaceae. The record is from RefSeq and is a predicted model, not a curated record. Gene Ontology annotation, molecular function: RNA polymerase II general transcription initiation factor activity; TFIIF-class transcription factor complex binding; DNA binding. Gene Ontology annotation, biological process: transcription initiation at RNA polymerase II promoter; positive regulation of transcription elongation by RNA polymerase II. Gene Ontology annotation, cellular component: nucleus; transcription factor TFIIF complex.